AUGGCUGUUAGCGCCUUUACGGAGGAUGUUGCAAGGACAGGCUCCGGCUGGGCCCGAGAGGCCUUCAUACAGAAAGUACCCAGCCCUCCUAUCCCCAUCACCCUGUAUGGCUGCCCAGUCAAUACUGUGGAAUCCUUCCACUUUCUGGGCACCAUCAUCAGCCAGGACCUCAACAACAGCAUGCCAAAGCGGAUGGCACUGAUCUGCUUCCUGUCUCUGGUCAUGCUGAUGAGCGUCCUAGGAAACCUGUUGGUCAUGGUGGCCGUCUGUAAGGACAGACAACUGAGGAAAAUCAAAACGAACUACUUCAUUGUGUCGCUGGCGUUCGCUGACCUGCUGGUGUCCGUGCUGGUGAUGCCCUUCGGUGCAAUCGAGCUGGUUCAUCAGCACUGGAUCUACGGCGAGACCUUCUGCCUGGUCCGCACCUCUCUGGACGUGCUGCUCACCACCGCCUCCAUACUGCACCUCUGCUGCAUCGCCCUGGACAGGUACUAUGCUAUCUGCUGCCAGCCCCUGGUGUAUCGUAAUAAGAUGACUCCUAUGAGAGUGACUCUCAUGAUUGGAGGCUGCUGGGUCAUCCCUACCUUCAUCUCUUUCCUGCCCAUCAUGCAGGGCUGGAAUAGCAUCGGCAUUGAUCAUGUGAUUGAGCGGAAGCGCGAUUCUGUGGGCAGCAACUCUACUUCCUGUAUUUUUAUGGUCAACAAGCCAUAUGCCCUGACCUGCUCUGUGGUGGCCUUCUAUAUCCCUUUGGGCCUAAUGGUGCUGGCCUACCAGAGGAUCUACAUCACUGCUCGCGCCCAUGCCCUCCAGAUCAGCAUGCUCCAGCGGGCAGGGGGGGCAGGCACCUGUGGAGCUGAAUCCGCCGACCACCAGCGCAACCACCGCAUGCGGACGGAGACCAAGGCGGCAAAGACACUGUGCAUCAUCAUGGGCUGUUUCUGCCUGUGUUGGGCUCCAUUCUUCAUAACCAAUGUGGUGGACCCCUUCAUAGACUACUCGGUGCCGGAAGAACUGUGGGCAGCCUGCCUGUGGCUGGGCUACAUCAACUCCAUGCUGAAUCCCAUCCUCUACGCCUUCUUAAACAAGUCUUUCCGCCGUGCCUUCCUUAUCAUUCUAUGCUGUGGGAGGAAGAGGUACCGCAGGCCUUCCAUCCUGGGGCCCCGGGCCUCCUGCACAGCCACGCAGAUCAACGGGUCCACACAUGUACUCAAGUAUUCAGUCCUUCACAAUGGGAACCACACAGAGCAGGAGAAAAAAUGUCUGCAGAAUGACACAGAGUCCCAAGAAUCCUGUUUCUGA
Lampris incognitus (smalleye Pacific opah) is the source of this 1299-nucleotide messenger RNA. It is a transcript of the gene htr4, whose product is annotated as 5-hydroxytryptamine receptor 4. Gene Ontology annotation, molecular function: G protein-coupled serotonin receptor activity. The record is from RefSeq and is a predicted model, not a curated record. Bases 1 to 1299 code for a protein of 432 amino acids. Lineage: Eukaryota; Metazoa; Chordata; Actinopteri; Lampriformes; Lampridae. The transcript is spliced from 8 exons. Gene Ontology annotation, cellular component: plasma membrane. Gene Ontology annotation, biological process: chemical synaptic transmission; adenylate cyclase-activating adrenergic receptor signaling pathway; regulation of appetite.